This is a messenger RNA of Penicillium atrosanguineum, 3027 nucleotides long. RefSeq names its product 5'-3' exoribonculease Dhp1 (gene rat1). Bases 1 to 3027 code for a protein of 1008 amino acids. Gene Ontology annotation, molecular function: RNA binding; zinc ion binding; 5'-3' RNA exonuclease activity. NCBI's taxonomy places the organism in Eukaryota, Fungi, Ascomycota, Eurotiomycetes, Eurotiales, Aspergillaceae. The transcript has 4 exons. Gene Ontology annotation, cellular component: nucleus. The record is from RefSeq and is a predicted model, not a curated record. Gene Ontology annotation, biological process: nuclear-transcribed mRNA catabolic process.
AUGGGUGUCCCCGCCCUUUUCCGAUGGCUUUCCAACAAGUACCCCAAGAUCAUCUCCCCGGUGAUCGAGGAGCUUCCCCAGGAAGUGAACGGAGAGGAAAUUCCCGUUGACGGGACACGGCCGAACCCCAAUGGUGAGGAAAUGGACAACCUAUAUCUCGACAUGAACGGCAUUGUUCACCCGUGUACCCACCCCGAGGGCAAGCCACCGCCCCAGAACGAGCAGGAGAUGAUGCUGGAGAUCUUCAAAUACACUGACCGAGUGGUCAACAUGGUCCGCCCACGGAAGCUUCUGAUGAUUGCUAUUGAUGGUGUCGCACCGAGAGCCAAGAUGAACCAACAGCGCGCACGUCGGUUCCGUUCUGCUCAGGAAGCCAGAGAGAACGAUGAGAAGAAGGAGGAACUGCAGAAGCUGCUCGCCAGACAACAAACCAAGAAGGGUGGUGACGAAGUUAUGCGGGAGGAGGUUGUUCAGAAGACUUGGGAUAGCAAUGUCAUCACACCUGGAACCCCAUUCAUGGAUAUUCUCGCUGCUUCGCUGCGGUACUGGAUUGCCUAUAAGCUCAAUACUGAUCCCGCCUGGGAAAAGAUGAAAAUUAUCAUUUCGGAUGCUACUGUUCCCGGAGAGGGUGAGCACAAGAUUAUGGAAUUUGUGCGGUCCCAGCGUGCAUCCCCCGAACACGACCCUAACACUCGCCAUGUAAUCUACGGUCUUGAUGCCGAUCUCAUCAUGCUGGGUCUCGCAACCCACGAGCCUCACUUCCGAGUUCUGCGUGAGGAUGUCUUCUUCCAGGAAUCGAAGCCUCGCACAUGUAGGCUGUGUGGCCAGGUCGGUCACAAAGCUGAGGAGUGUACGGGUAAGGCCAAGGAGAAGAGCGGAGAGUUUGAUGAAAAGCAACACGCAGCCCCUCUUAAGCCAUUCAUUUGGCUACAUGUCUCCGUUCUUCGAGAGUACUUGGCUGCUGAAUUGCAUGUUCCUCAGCAGCCCUUCCCAUUCGACCUCGAGCGGGCGCUUGAUGAUUGGGUCUUCAUGUGUUUCUUUGUUGGAAACGAUUUCUUGCCUCACUUGCCGUCAUUAGACAUUCGCGAGAACGGUAUUGACACGCUCAUUGCAAUCUGGCGUGACAACAUCCCGGCCAUGGGUGGUUAUUUAACUGAAGAUGGACAUGUCGCAUUCAAACGAGCUCAGCUUAUUCUGCAAGGUCUUGCCAAGCAAGAGGACGCGAUUUUCAGACGCCGUAGACAGGGCGAGGAAAGGAGAGCAGCAAACGAAAAGAGACGCAAGGAGCAAGAUAAGGCUCGUAACGAGGAGCGAUCUAGCAAGCGGAGAAGAAGCUCCCCACAAUACGACAACAGCCAGCCUCGUGGUGGCGGUCCUGCCGGCAGCGACAAUGCCCCGCCGCCUGGCCUGGAGCUGAUCACCCCGGGUCGUGGACACCUCUCCAAGCAGACUAGGGAGUUGACUCACAGCAUGGUGACUAACCGUGGAGCUGUAUACCGCGCCAACAUGGAGAACAAGAGUGCUGCUGCUGUGCUGAAGAGCAAGCUCAUGAUGGGCAAUCAGGAUGAGCCUGCCGCUGAAGAGAACGGAGAGGCGCCCAAUGACGCUGAGCCGACUUCCCCGUCGGUUCUCGGCAAGAGAAAGGCCGACGAGACACCCGAGGAUCAGGAAGCAGGCACUCCGGGCAGAGACUCGCCGCCUCCGCCGCCGCCUAAGCCCAAGGAGGACGAAAUGCCGGAAGACACAGUUCGUCUUUGGGAGCCUGGUUAUGCGGAUCGGUAUUACGAGCAAAAGUUCAAGGUCGAUCCCCAGGAUCAUGAGUUCCGCCACAAGGUUGGACGUGCUUAUGCUGAAGGUCUCGCUUGGGUUUUGCUCUACUACUUCCAGGGAUGUCCUUCGUGGGACUGGUACUACCCGUAUCACUACGCUCCCUUCGCGGCCGACUUUGUGGACAUUGGAGACAUGGAGUUGACCUUUGAGAAGGGCACACCUUUCAGGCCAUUCGAGCAGUUGAUGGGUGUCCUGCCAGCAUCAUCCAAUCACGCUCUGCCCGAGAUCUUCCAUCCUCUCAUGAGUGACCCGGACAGUGAGAUCAUCGACUUCUACCCUGAGGACUUUGAUCUUGAUUUGAACGGCAAGAAGUUUCCCUGGCAAGGUGUGAUUUUGCUUCCUUUCAUUGAUGAGAAGCGUCUGCUGGCUGCCAUGGAGAAGAAGUAUCCUCUUCUUACCGAAGAUGAGCGGAGUCGCAAUACUUAUGGUCGUGAGGUUCUAUUGCUAUCGGAUCAACACCCAUUGUAUCAAGAUCUUGCCGCCAACUUCUAUUCCAAAAAGCCUGGCCCCGCGGAAUACAAGAUCAACAUGCGUGUGAGUGAGGGGUUGGGUGGUAUUGCCGAGCGCAGUGAGACAUACAUCCCCCACGGUGCCCUCGUGUCACCCCUGGAGGAUUACGGCAUGCCGAGUCUGGAUGAUGACCAUUCUCUCACUGUCAACUACAAGAUUCCCAAGUCUUCUCACAUCCACAAGUCCAUGCUUCUCCGCGGAGUGAAAUUUGCGACACCGAUGCUGAACUCGGCUGAUAUCCGCGCGACUAAGGGUCGUGCCCAGAAUUCCGGUCGAUCCUUCGGCGGUGCGCCAUUGCAUAAUGGCCGAGGACGAGGUGGAGGCGGCCGUGUGGACUACGGAGGAGGUUCGGACCGUCCGAAUCCCUUCGCCGCGCAUCUCGAUCCGCGCUACGCGAAUGGACCCGCGCCUCCUGGCUGGGCUCCUCCCGGUCAAGGCGGUGGUGACUAUUCCCGAGGACCCCCUGGGCCUCCUCGCGGUGGUGGAAACUACGGCUACAACCAGGGCCACCAGGGCCACCAAGGCGGCUAUGGUCAACAAGAUCAAUACAGCCAGGGUUAUCGCGGAAACAACGGUGGUUACAAUGACAACCGGGGCCGUGGAGGCUAUCGUGGAGGCGGCGGGUACCGUGGCGGAAACAACCAGCACCGUGGUGGCCGAGGUGGUGGUGGUUAUAACCGCUACUAG